AUGCAUCUGUCAAAGUUUGUUCCCAGGGCAUUUGCACCCGUAUUUCUCCUCUUGAUAACCUCGACAGAUGGCCAUGUCGUUCGAAGACAGACCCCUCCGGCAGCUGGGAACGUCACCUUCGUUCCUUGCCCUGCGAUAGAUCCCUUCCAACCUCAGGAUGCCGCUUUGGGGCUGCAAUGUGCCAACUUCUCUGUCCCGAUCGUGCACGACCAGCCCGGGGGCGAGCAGGUGCAACUUGGCCUUGUCAAGAUGCCAGCCAAGGGCCAGCGUGUCGGCAACCUGUUCAUCAACCCAGGCGGUCCCGGUGCACCUGCGUCGACGCAGAUCCUGAACUUCGCUACUGGUGGCCUUCCGAUUGGACAAGCGAUGGCGAACAGUUUCGACAUCAUUGCCAUGGAUCCUCGCGGUGUGGGCAUGAGCGCACCGUCGAGGUGUGACGAGAAGAUCGGGAACGAGCCGAGCGAGUUUGAGGUGACCACCGAAGCAGGGCUCCAGCAGCAGAUAGACUACAACCAGAAGCUCGGGGCGAGCUGCAAGGCUCUGAUGGGCACGUUGUUUGAUAAUAUGGACACGAUUGCCGUGGCCAAGGACAUGGAGCUUGUGAGAGCGGCAAUCGGUGACGAGCCCAUGUCAUAUUUCGGCCAAUCCUAUGGAACACAGCUCGGGGCACAAUAUGCCCAGUUGUUCCCUAGCAAGGUGCGAGCAAUGGCCCUGGACGGGAUCCUGCAGCACACGGGUGACUACGCCUCCAACGUGCUGAUCCAGACCAAAGCACUUGAUGCAGCCAUCCAGGACUUCUUCAACCGCUGCGAGAAGAACACAACAGACUGUGGCGCCCAAGGCCCACAGAUGCGCGAGCUGUGGGCGAACAUAGUAGACAAGGCUGCGACAGGCACGCUGCAGGCGCCAGGAUGCGACGACACGACGCAGACAGGUUGCUUCAAGAACGUCUCGACGCAGGACCUGCUCGGCACGGCACGCGGGCUAAUCGAAUCGCCGAGCGGACAGAAGCGGCUCGCGAAGAUCCUCACGCUGUCGGGCACGGGCAACGCGUCGUUCGCCGACUUCUUCGCGCCGGGCCUGCUGAGCGGCAACGUGUUCAGCGACUCGUCGUCCUUCUCGAUCGGCAACGUGCAGUGCCAGGACGGGCACUUUGUGGACGCGACGCUGGCGCCGUCGCCGGUGGGCCAGGUGCAGGAGCUGGCGGCCAUGACGCGCAACGCGACGGUCACGCCGGGCAUGGGCGAGUUCUUCCGCCGCACCGUCGGCUGCACGGGCUGGCCGGUCAAGAUCACCAACCCGCGCAAGGCGCUGGACGUCACGGGCACGCAGAACCCGGUGCUGCUGGUUCACACCACGUUUGACCCGGCCACGAGCCCAGAGUACGCGAAGGGAAUGCUGAAGGAGAUCCAGGGCAGCGUGCUGCUGGUGCGGGACGGGCUGGGGCAUACGAGCUACUUCAAUGCCGGGCAGACGGCGGCGGCGAUGGAUGCAUAUCUUGUUAAUCUUACCAUGCCGGCUGUUGGGACGGUGUUGGCAAGCUGA
Molecule: messenger RNA, 1545 nt
Organism: Diaporthe amygdali
Lineage: Eukaryota; Fungi; Ascomycota; Sordariomycetes; Diaporthales; Diaporthaceae
Exons: 2
Coding region: 1-1545 (514 amino acids)
Source: RefSeq, a predicted model, not a curated record